Messenger RNA from Carlito syrichta (Philippine tarsier), 7137 nucleotides. It is a transcript of the gene PRR14L, whose product is annotated as proline rich 14 like. NCBI's taxonomy places the organism in Eukaryota, Metazoa, Chordata, Mammalia, Primates, Tarsiidae. The record is from RefSeq and is a predicted model, not a curated record. Bases 191 to 6673 code for a protein of 2160 amino acids. The transcript has 9 exons.
GAGACGAAGAGGCGACAGCGGCCGGAGCGCCCCUAGGCUCCCUUGGCUCCGUAAGCUCAGGUAGACUUGGCGGCGACCCGGCUGCAGCUGCAGGGGUCGGGCUGGCGGGGAGAGCGCGGGCCGCGGAGCAGGCCUCAGGGGUGAACCAUUUGAUGUAAAAGACUUGACUCCAUAAUCUACAUCUGCCCUAAUGCUGUCAUCUGGAGUAGAGACUCAGCCAGUUCCACUUGAUUCCUCCAUGUCUGCUGUGGUACAGGAAUUAUACUCUGAACUCCCAGUAAGUGUCUCCAAAGAGCUUCAUGCUGACUCUGAGCCAAGUGCAAUUCCAGAUAUAAAACCUGGAGCCUCAAGCUCUCUUUUAAGUCAGAGCAGGACAUUGCCCUUGGAGCUGCAGAGGACUCAUGCAGAAAGUUGUGAAGAAACCUGUGAGACCUUGGAUCAUAGGGGCCAGCCUGGGCGGUGUGGGCUAGUGGACCUCACAGCAGUAGGUUCUGUGGCCUCUGGGAUCUUGGAUAGGGAAGAAAAAAACAAGAGCAUGAAGCUAAAGGUCUUCAGAGAGCAAGGGGACCAGGCGGAAAUUAUAAGAGGUUCCUGUGAGGAAGCAAAGGAAGACCCACAUCAACAUUCCUCAGCUACUGAAGAAGAAAUCAGCCCAAGUCAGGAGGAUCUCCCAAUGCAGUCCAUCAAAGAACUUUUAUGUGAGGACCUCCCUGAAGAUUUUCUAAGGAGCAACGAAGGGAAUGUGAAGAUUGCAACUGAAAGUUUACUAAAAUCCUCUGAAGAAGUGCAAGGUAUGAAGGUCAGUGGGACUAAGAUGGAUAAUAAUGAAGGACAGAAGAAUGGCAAUGUGAGUAAAGGUCUCUCAACUGAGUGCAGCAAAUACCCAGGAGUAAACAAAAUCAUGGCCAGUGGUGAGGUUUCAGAAACCAGCACAUUAGUUACCGUAGAGUCUUUAACAUUUAUGGACGCUGGAUUAACAGAAGCAACUCCUAAAGAAAAAGAAUGUGAAGAAUUAAAAACUUGUCCUUCUUGGUUAUCAUUAUUACCAGGGAACAGUGCCAUUUCCAAAGUGGACAAUGGGAAGGAAGAGUUGUGUAAAUUAAACCUUGUCUGUGAAGCAGAUGACAAUCACCAACAGAAUCAUGGCCAUGAUAAUGAAAAACACAGUUCUACACGUGAUAGUCCCACAGUCAUGAGAAACAUAGUUGUUAUAGAAUCCUUGGAAGAAAAUUCUGAAAUGUCGUGUUUCACAACAAGUUUGUCUGGUCUGGAAUCCGGAAAAAUAUCUUUACAAAAGUGUGAUUUUGAAGGUGAUGGAUUGCUAAAGGAAUCUGCUGAAAAGACAGACAAUUCCUAUUUUGAUAGGAACAAUCAAAGUAAACACUUGGUUUCUAGAGAAGAAAAUGAAGAACUGCUUUUGAAUUCCAGGAGUGAAAGAAGAGAGCUCUUUCUUAUUAAUUCCAGGCAUCCAGAAAAGGAGAUUAGUGGUCAUUGUUGUGUUGAAAAAGAGAUGGUUGAUUCCUCAAAAGAAAAUAGCCACAGUAACGAUUACAUUCAAGACAGUCUCUGUGCAGAGAGCUCUGAUUCUUUAAUGCCCAACUGUUUUACUGAAGCCACAGAAAUAAGGUUUAAAAAAAAUGAUUUAAAAAUUACUUUAGACAGCUUGACAAACCUUGGUAGCUUGACAAACCCUGGGGACCAUAGAGAAACUUUUACUAAUAUGAGCCAUCCAGGUGGACACUCUAAAGAAAGCAAUUUUUACUCCUUGUUGCAGAUUGAAGAUCCAAAACAGAGAACCACUAUAGAGCCCAAUAUAUUAAGUGAAAAGAUUUACAGUAAAGACUCUUACUCUUUAGUCAUCAUCCAGAAAAGUCUGGAAGAUGACACUCAGUUAAAUGAAGCAUCAUGUAAUGAUUUUCUGUUUGAAGGAAAAUCCAUUGUGAGUUUAAUGCCAGAGAAUCAGAUAAGUCCUAUAAAUAAGAUAACAAAACCUAAAAAAGAUACUGCUCAGUUACCACCAUCCCCAGAAUUUGAUUACAGACUUGAGUUAGAAAAAGCUAUACAGGCCUCCCAGGAUGAUUGUCCACAUUUAGGGGAACAGAGCAUUACCUGUGAGAUGAGUGAACUUUCUUGUACCAAUGAACUGGUUGUAAGCAAAGUAGACAGUGAAUGUGUUUUAAAUCAACAAGUGUCCCUUAAUUCUCAAGAAUACACAAAGUUGCCAACGGACUCCCUGCUAUAUAAAAACAAAGAGAUGCCUUUAGCAGCAAGCAAAGAUGCCCAACAGAGCUAUCACCCUCCAUUAGAGGAUGAAGCAGGUGUCAUUGCUGAUAUUCAAACCAUUCCCAUUCAGACAAAAGUAAGAGACAUUUCUCCACCAGGUGACAAAACCUGUGGUGCCUCUUUAAACAAUCCCACUUUAGACAUCAAACCAAGAAGCCUAGAGAGAGGAGAAGAAAUGGCUGAUUCAGGAACAAAAGUUCUACCUUCCAGGUUUCUCUCAAGUAAGAAAGAAGCAGCUGGCUUUUUUCAAGUGGUCUCUGUUGUUCAAUCUCAGGAUAUCCAUAGCUAUCAUUGUGUAAGAGAAAAUGCACUAGAAGAAAACAUAUGUUCUACUUGUUUUGCUUUUGAGUCUAGCAAAAUUAGCCUAAAAGUUGACUCUUUGACAAAAAAUAGUGAAUCUGCAUCUCAGCACAGAAAUCACCACUCCCAAGCGACAGGAGACUCUGUGGAAAGUAGCAGGUGUAAAGUAAGUUAUGCAUCAGAGGAAGGUGAACUUGAUGGGAGAGAAACUAAUGGCAGCCUUCCAGGAGAUAAGAUCAGAAACAAAAUGACAGCAGGCAUGUUAAAUAGUAGAGUUUCAAACAAAACCAUUCACGCCACCAGUCACAUCAAACCCAGUGAGGAAGGGCUGGAAGGAAAGGAACAGGAUAUAUCCCAAAAGACUGUAUUUUGUGAAUGUAACAUCUCUGAUGGUGCUCCGCAAGAACUAAAACAGUCCGCAAACAUUCCAAGUCCCGAAAAAUUGUUGAACCAGUCUCCUACUAUUAUGUUCUCCAAUUUUAAAAACAUGAACCAAGCAGUUGAAACUCUUGAUCAGAAGGCAGCUGAAGUUCUUGACUUCCAGAGUAAUCAAAACAGACCAGAUGAAUGCAAAAGUAAAGAUCAGCCCGCUAAGGAGACGCUAGGUAGUAACCAGAGAGAAACUGUCACAGAGCCUGAUGGGGUUGUCAGCCACAACCAAAAAGAUUUUCUGGUUAGUUCAGGCAUUAAUAACUCACUAUCUAGUGAUAGUCCAAAGAAAGGUAAUUUGAAGGGAGUCUUUGAAAGUAUUUCUGGUCGUGAGGAGUCCACAGACAGUAUGGUAGACAUCGUCUACACAGAACGUAGUCAUAAGCCGACAGAAGGUAUGCUGGGCAUGAAAUUAUCCAGAACACUUGAUAGUGGUACAAGGCAACAUAGACUGGUGCUCCAAGAAACCUCAAGGAGUACCUUGUCUCAGAGAGGAGAACUGAAUGCUGCAUUUAUAGGAAUAACUGACCAGUACUCAAAUUUCUCAGACACCACUGCUUCUACAGUAGAAUCUCUUGAAAUAAAAAAAUCAUGUGAAGGAAAAGUAUGCAGAUUUUCUAAAGGUUGUGAAAUAGAAAAGUAUUCAGACUCUUCUGUCCAUGAGAUAGAGUCUAUUGCAGAUCAUGAACCAAUUAUAAGAAUAUUAGGUAGAGUAAACAAGUCUUUAAAUCAUAUCCAUCAUGAACAUCAAGGUAAAGGAGCAUCUCUGGGAGAAACACAAGAAAUGACUGAAGGAUCAAGACUAGAAAUACAUUCUGAUCUUUGCAAGGAAAAUACCUUUGGAAUUUUUUUUAAAGAGUUGAUGUCUUCUAGAUGCCAAGAUGAGAACUCUGUCUCCCUAGAGAGCCCAAAAUCCAUUGAGAUAAUGCCUUUGUGUCUGUCUUCGCAAGAAAAGUUAGAAACUAAUAUUAAUAGUGAAGAAACUGACCUGAAAAAUCCUGUUAAGCCAAAAGAUGGUGAAAUGCUUUGUGAAAACAUAAAGGACUGCACAGUCCUGCCUGAGACGAAGGAAGAAGUACCAAGAGAUAUGAGUAAUUCUAGUGAAGGAACCAGCAUAUAUAUCAUUGUGGAAAAGAAUGCUUGCAAAACUUGUCAUCCUCAUGAGAAUUCUACUGAUAGACAUUUGCCUUUGACAAUGGAAACAGAAACUAAAGUGAAAGGAGAAGAAGUAGAAGAAUAUCAGAGGGAACCACUGGGUCAUUUAACUGUUGGGGAGGAAUCUGAGGAGAUGAUUUCCAGAAAAGAUGAUGAUGGUAAUAAUAUGAGUGAAAUUACCCAGACUCAUUGUAAAUGCCAGAAGAUCCUUAAUGAUGCUGUAAAACAGCAGAGCCAGAGGGUUUUGCUGUUGCAGAAGGAAGAGGAAUAUAUGCAUCAAAAAGAAGCGCAUUCGAUACUGGAACGAAACACAUCAUCUGAUAUGUUGUUACACGAUGUGCAAAAUGAGAAUGAACCUAAGGUUGACAAAAAUGAGUCUACCAUGAUGAAAGAAAUUACUCUAGCAAAGCUGGCCAAGGGCAACAUUACGGCAUGGAUUCUGAAGUUGGAAGACCAAAAGGAAGAAAGCUUAUGUCAUUCAUUAAAGAAGGACAUGGCGUUGUAUACUGGUCCUUGCCUUCCGGGUACCCCCAGGAAAGCACAGGAGCCCCACUCUGCUGAGUGUGAUCAAAUACAUGGUGCCUUUGUGAAGAAAGGAGUGUUUCCCUUAAAGAAGUAUACCCACCGAACAUGUAAGAAGGUUUCCUGUCAGGAGCAAGUCAGCAUGGGGAGAAAAAUAAGUAAAAUCAGAAGUUCUGCCUUUUUAAAGAGUUCCUCCAAUCCCGUCCCCUCAAAAGCACACAGAGUUCUCAGUUCAUGUGCUUUGUCUGCACCUACACGAUUAGAACCUGAAACAGUACCUACCAGGAGCUUGAUUAGCCACAUACCAAAGCAGAAGACUACACCGUACUAUCCCUUAAGGAGCCUGAAUUUUAGGAAACUUACCAAAGAAUCAGCCUUACUAAACAAGCUGUCCAUCCUUGCCUCCAAACUGGUCCCAGCUGCAAAGACCCAGAAACUGAGAUAUCAGCGGUGUUCCUCUGAACUUCCAGUGGCUAAAACCUACAAGCACCUCAGAUAUAAAAGACUCCUGGAUGGAUUUUCAUACAACACAAUGCAGCUUAACCCAUAUUUGGCAGCUAGUAGAUGGGAUAAGAGGCCUAACAGUGAGCCCUUGGCACAUUAUUCUCUUGAAGCCAUCAAAAUGAGCUUCAUAGAUCUGAGCAACAAGAUGCCGUCACUGCUGUUUGGUUCCAAAAUCUUCCCAGUAUCCUUUCACAUGAAAUCUGGCUCAGAUUACAUAACUGAGUCCUCAAGGACUUUUCCUGAGCAUUGUGCUCCAGCAAGGCUUGCCUUAGGACAGGCCCCCCAGUGCCCGUCUCAACCUUCCAAGUGGACCUUUUCUUUCUUCUUAUCCCAUGGUUGCCCUGGGAUGGCCACAUUCAGGGAAGACACUGGCCUCCAUAGUCAGGCAUACACUCAGGCUCCUCCCCAGCCUCCAGCUCCUCUCGAAGACUAUGGAGGCACUGCCAUAAUCCAGACCAGAGCAGAUUGCUCUGUCCUUGGCCUUCACACGCUUCUAGCACUUUGUUCUCCAGGAUGUUACCGAAUCUGGACAAAAAAACGGAACUUCUCCAGUCACAUGCCCACUAUACAGAGGUUCUUUAUGACCCAGUUUACCCAGGGUUUGAAAGGGUUAAGAUCUCCAGCUUCCAUAGCAGACAAGAUCUUCUGUUCUCUACCCUACUCAGUGGGCAGAGUGCUGUCCAUUUGGAGCCAGCAUGGGCCUUCUGCCUGCUCCUUCGAAAUCUCUGCUCUUCAUUCCACUCACAGCAAGCGGCAACCAAGUCUGAGCACAACAAGCAGCCACACCAUAUUACCAUACGUGCCUCUCCCAGCCGUGGAAGCUACGUAUAACACCAGCGGCAGUCAGAUGAGGCUAGAGUCUCCAUUCCCUGCAUUGGUACCAAAGUCUUGCUUGGUAGCAGAACCCUCUGUCAGCAAACUCCUGCUUUCAGCCUCUGAAUUCCAAGUUUCUGGAUUCAAUGAGCUAGAUGGUGUGACAGCAGGAUGUCCUCACCCACAGAGCAGACCUCCAGAACAGAAAGAGACUGAACCAGAGAAGAGGCCAAAGAAAGUCUCACAGAUUCGCAUCCGGAAAACCAUUCCUAGACCAGACCCUAAUCUGACCCCCAUGGGCCUUCCUCGACCCAAAAGGCUAAAGAAGAAGGAGUUUAGUUUAGAAGAAAUAUAUACCAACAAGAAUUAUAAGUCUCCUCCUGCAAACAGGUGUUUAGAGACUAUCUUUGAAGAACCCAAGGAACGAAAUGGUACACUAAUCUCAAUCAGUCAACAGAAGAGGAAGCGAGUUCUAGAAUUUCAGGAUUUUACAGUCCCACGAAAGAGGAGAGCUCGAGGUAAAGUCAAGAUGGCAGGCAGCUUUACCAGGGCCCAGAAGGCAGCUCUUCAGAGUCGAGAGCUGGAUGCUCUUUUGAUACAGAAACUAAUGGAACUGGAGACCUUCUUUGCCAAUGAAGAGGAGCAGGAACAGUCAUCAGGGUGUUGAGAAGCAAUUCAAUUUGGAGUACCAAUUUUAGAUUUUUUUUUUUUUGGACCUCCUUGGAAGAGGUUGCCUGAUAUUGCCCUACCACCUGUACCACUCAAAACGCACAGUCCAUGAAUUUUUACUUGUUUCAAGGUGCAAACUUUUUAGGACCUGGUGAAGAGGGUCUUCUACUUCUACUGCUGAGUAUAGAACCUCAGGAAUGCUCCUUUUCUCCUGGAAAUGGUCCUGAAUGACAUCUGGCCUCCUCCUCCCAUUCUCUGCCAUUCACAGGAGGAAGAAGCAGCAUAUCUUCAGUAACACUAGGAUUCCAAGGACUCACAGGAUUUGCACGUCCAUAUGAAAGUUCUGCUUUGUUUACGGUGGUGCUAGACCAAGAUUAUUUAGAGGCAUGGCCUAGGGAGGGGGACCUGGCGUUCUGUCCUAUGUGGUCUCACCGGCUCAUGUCAGUAGUUGAGGAAAGAUGA